AUGGAUCAGCCACCAGGCGCAGCUCGGGCUCCCUCAGCCUCCAGGUGCAGCAGUGAACCCUCCAAGUGCUUCCAGUUUUUGGGUGUCUGCCGACAUGCGGAACGGGCCGAUGAUGUGGGCGCCUUGGUGGACGGCUUGCCAUGGUGCCUCUUGGAGGACUCCAAACAGUGGCCCUAUGACCCUCCGCUGAGUGAUGCAGGACUACUCGGUGCCCGAGAACUUGGCCUGAAAUUUCGGAAAAUGCUCCAAGAGUUGGAUACUGAUUUGCAUGUGGUGAUCACCUCGCCUUUUCUGCGCUGUGUACAAACUGCUGCUAUGAUCUGUCAGCCGUUUGGACGGGGCACCAAGCUGCUUAUUGACAACUCGUUGGCUGAGAUUUAUGGCCCUUGUAUAAUUGGAGACGCGGAACCUGACAAGCCAGUGCGGCCUCUGCAGCAAAGCGCAGACUUUUGUUUAGCACACGGCGUUGAGAGUUUGGAAGUACGGAGACUAGUAGGGAAGUGGCCCAGUUGGCCAGAAACGCUUAAAGGUGCACGCGCGCGCUUUGCAACGCGCUUCGUGGAGUAUUUGAAGAGGGGUCAUAAGGUGUCCCGAAACUUUCUGCUUGUCUCUCAUGCAGAUUGUGUCGGAGGUGCUUUGACCUUGAUCCCUGGGGCUGGACACAAUAUCGAGAAAGUGCACUUUGGCGGCCACUUCGUGGCCUUCCAUCACAAAGAUGUGGAAUUAGAGGAUGUCCGUGAAGCCUCGCUUCAGUCUCCCAUCGAGCAACUGGAUCGUGCAGCAGAAGCUGCAGUCAGGCGCCUCAAGGCGUUUCAUUCCGAGUCCUCUGGAGCUGGAGCUGAGGGAAAUAGCAACGCUGGCAACGCUGGCAACGCUGGCAACGCAGCCAUUUCCUCCCGAGACUUCAAACGAGGUCGGGGAGCUGCCUACAUCCGCCGCGAGGAAACACGCCAUGCCAUGUGGGCCAAACGUGAAUGGUCUGGGCUUCAAGGGUUUACACAAGAAGAACAAGUGAUGAUGGAUGUUAGUGACUUGGGCAGCGGACGUGUUGCUGAAGAUGGGAUUCCACUUGGACAAGGGUGGCUGCUCCAGAUUUCGGGUGUCGUUGUGAGUGGUCGGAGGAAGAGCUUGGGCUCCAAGAAGGCUGAUGGUCCUGCUGGUCAGGUUCUACGAGACUGGGGACCACCAGUACUAUUGCCCGAAGAGGGACGCUGGUGGCACGAAGCCUUGUCAAGUUUGCCACAAACACCCUUGGGUUGGGAGGAAGAUCGUCGGUCCAGUGGGCGGCACUCCGUCGCAUCUUUGGAGCUUUUUGCAGGAACCGAUUCUGACUUCUCAACUGCCACAUGUCCUCGGAUGUCUCCCAGGCACACCCUUUUCACAGAUACUUCGGAGGAGGUGGAGGUUUUCAAUCUGUGGACUGGGCAGAAUUUGCCUUCAUCUCCUGAGCAUUGCUUGGUGGUGGCUCCACAGACCAGCUUGCCCGCUGGACCAAAGCGCCCAUCCUUCUUCCGGCGCCGAUCGACUGCGUCCACCGCACUGUCCGAGCAGAGCGCAGAAAUCUCGGUAGUUCGGCAUGUGAAGAGCCACCCAGGUGUCACCACAGAGAAGUGACGGGAGCGAUGAUGUCACGCUUCCCAGACCACUGGAUGAUGAGACUUCCUCCAGCUGUUCUGGGGGUUCAGUGGCCAGAUCACAAAUGCUCGUGUUGCCUCCGUUACUGGAUUUGCACAGCAAGCCCGGCUUGGAGACAGGUGCUCCCUUUGAUCCUGACAAAUCUCCUUUGUUUCAACGAAGGAGAAGGAAGGCCAUCAGCAGCGAUGACUCCGCCACUUCUUUGGCCAACCUUUCUACAACUGAUGGCAGCGGAUGCUGGAAUUAAUUUCCUAUUGUACAGUGUAGUACAGAGUUGACAGUUUAAUGUGUUUACAUCGUACCAUUGCACGAAAGCUGCCAGAGGGUCAGUUGUUUGGAC
Messenger RNA from Cladocopium goreaui, 1975 nucleotides. The record is from the annotation of a GenBank genome assembly. Lineage: Eukaryota; Dinophyceae; Suessiales; Symbiodiniaceae.